Enterospora canceri is the source of this 2601-nucleotide messenger RNA. The record is from the annotation of a GenBank genome assembly. NCBI's taxonomy places the organism in Eukaryota, Fungi, Microsporidia, Enterocytozoonidae.
AUGAACCGAGUUUCAUGCAGCUCCAGUGAGGAAGAGAUCAUCAAAAGAAGCAGAAAAAUAAAAGUGAAGGAGGAAUCUGAGAGCAGCCUGGUUGAGGGCGGUGACUACGAAUACGACCAAAUUGAUCCACUCUUCUACGAGAUAUUUGGGGCUGGAAACGAGUACAACUACAUUUACGAGAAGGAGGAGACAGAGAAAGAAGAAACAGAGAAAGAGAAGGCAGAGGAGUUGAUAGUGGAUGAGUUCGAGUGCUGCGAAUACGUCAGAAAGUACAUUGAGAAUGCAGACAGAAAUGCAGUAGCCUGUCUGCUACGAGGAGAAGCACUUGAAUUCGUCUGCUUCCACAUGGAUGCAUGUACAAUCACAGAUGGCCUGAAUAUCCUACGAUUUGUGAAUGAAUACAAGGAGUAUUGCAGAAUGAGAAGAGAAGAACGAUUCAAGAAUGCAUCGCAAUACGACACAUCCAGGGCACUAAAAAUGUACAACAAGAAAAUAGAAGACAUUGACAUCAAUGGCCUGUUGAAAGUGUCCCAUUUUAUAGAAAACAUGCGAGUAUCAGAGAGACUGUACGAACCAGAGGGAAACCUGGCUGAAAGCUUCUACAAGUCAAACGAGUACACUGAUGCAGCAAACCAGCUUGGAAACCACCCUGUUUUCGUAGAACAUGUGCAUAGAUUCUAUGAAAAGGCUCUAUUGGACUAUGUGACAGCUCAUGGCAACGAAAAGAGCAUUGAACGAAUCAAAGAGGGCGUAUUGUGUGAUAUCAGGGACAUUCAUCUUCCUAUGCUGGAGAAGCUGUACAUGUCAGACACGGAUGAAGUUGGAAAUGGAAUCAGGCGGAAACUGUUCAGGGCUGCCUACGAUAAAAUCAACAUGGACUACUUCAACACGGUCUUCAGAAAUCUACAGAAAACUGGGCAAAUUUACUCCAAAAAUGGAAUAGAGGAACUAACCAACAUGUUGAUCUCACUGAAGGGGAGACCUGGAGAGUAUUACGGCCUCUAUUGCGACAGAUCGACUGUCUACAUCGUGAAAGUGGAUGAAUUCAGCAACAUCGUGGAUAAGAGGGUCUUCAAGUCGCAGGCCCAGCGAGCUGAAAUCUGCAACUACCUGGAAACAGCCUCAAACGUGGUGGUUGCGUCGAAUACCACGAAUGUCAGGUGGAUUGUCGAGGCAAUCAGAUGCCCAUGCUACUACCUGCCCAAGUCAUUCUCCUACUUCAAGGAAAACAAGGAGUUCUCAAUCCCCUACAACAUCGCAUGUGCUGUUCAGAAUCCAUCACUUUAUUUCUCACGAUGCAUAAAUGAGGGUGUUAAGGUUGAAUUGGCCAACUCAUUCGUAGAGACCGAUGUGCUGAGACAGGCCAUCACAGUCUCCACUGCCACUGACAAGUUGGACUUCAAGGGCACCCUCGACUCCCCAUUUGGAUACACGUUCUUCAAGUUGAUUGGCGUCUCCCUGGUUGGAAUCGAAUUCGACUUCAAGAAAAUCAGGGAGCUUAGAAACCUGGAAAUCGACUCAUUCACCCCUGAAGAAGUCAACCGAAUAUUCACGUUCUUCAAAGUCACUGACUCCCCCAACAAACUGGACCACUACAACAUCCACCCCAGAAACUACUCGCUAUUCAACGUGAUAUCGUCCUGUCUGGCUGAUAUCCGCGGAAACAAGCAGAAUCAGGAGGAGAUGAUCGACUACAUGCUCAACAACCUGAACGAGGUCUACAGCCUCGACUUCCUGAACGUGAACUAUCCAAGCACAUACAUUCAUCCAAUGAGUGGAAUGGGAAUGCUGGUCAAAAGAGACCACUAUUUUGGAGGAGUCAAUGACAAAAUGGUCUUCGAAGACAUCAUCCCCCAGAAUAUCGUGGAUAGGCCCAGUACUGAAAUUGGGGUACUGGGAGAGAGCACUGGUGUGGUAUUGAUCAAGAAUGACGACUGGUGCAUAGUGGAUGUCCAUGGCGUAAGGGUGUUUGUAGGGAGAUGCGAUCCAGUUGAGGUGAAUCAGAUCGUAACAGUCUGCCUCACUGAGCCAACCUACUCGCAGCUGACGUAUCGCGGUGAGCUGGUUCCAAACCAGGCCAAGGAGGUCGAAUUCAAGAAGCAUCGCCUGUUUGUGGACUAUCCAAACAACGAAAUGCCCAUUUUCAUCAGACAGUCGAGGAGUAGCGAAUACUUCUGUAACGUGGCACUGAGGGUGGAAAGAGGCCUCUACUUCCAGUACAGGAUGGAAGAGGUGGAACGAAACAACGAGAUAUUCUACGUGAUGAAGAGACCAGAAAAAGAGUACACUUUUGACAACCUGGACGUGUUCAUUGAGGGCUACCUGAAACCAAUGAACAGGUACGUUCACAAACUGACCACUUUCAAGUACUUCAAGACGAGUCAGGCGGAGGCAGAGGAGUACGUUGAGGCUGCUGGUGACAGAUACAGGAGAUACGCGUGCUAUUUUGACAGAGAGAGUCCAGGACACGUCACGAUGCUAUUUGCUGAAUUCAGACUCACCCUAAGGGUUGAACUGAAUUUCAUGGUCUACAAAAAGAUUCUAUUUGGGUCAUUGGAGGAGUUCAGCAACUACUGCAAGAAGAUGCAUCCCAAGUUGUGA